Messenger RNA from Monosiga brevicollis MX1, 1682 nucleotides. RefSeq lists its product as uncharacterized. The transcript has 10 exons. NCBI's taxonomy places the organism in Eukaryota, Choanoflagellata, Craspedida, Salpingoecidae. Gene Ontology annotation, biological process: vacuolar transport. The record is from RefSeq and is a predicted model, not a curated record. Gene Ontology annotation, molecular function: protein binding. Bases 90 to 1682 code for a protein of 530 amino acids.
CGCUCUCUCUCUCUCUCCUCACAACUUCUCUCUCUCUUUUGGAUGAAGAAGGAGGGUCGGGUGCUCACUCACUGUUGGAAACCGUCGACAUGGUCUGGGGCACGGAACUGUGGGACUGCAUUGCGGCCAUCGAAGUGCAGACCGAUGAGGGCAUCCAGUUCAUCUCUCAAGUGCGCACGUUUGCAGCAAAGGUGGCUGAGAUUGAGAAGGAGAGCGCGAGUAAGCUGCUUGCUCUGACCAAGCAGUUUGAGCCCACUCUCAAUGUCCAUCCUCAUUCCCCCAUGUUCGCCCAGUGCUGGAAGGACUUGGUUGGCAUGGUUGGCGAUGCUGCCAAUGCACGGGAUGUAGCCUCGGUGUCCAUUAUGAAUGAGGUCUGCCAGCCCCUGCGCACCCUGAUCAAGGAGAAGACACAGGAGCGAAGUGAAUUGCUCAAGCAAGUCGCGCAGUUGCAAAACGAUCUACAGAAACACGCUGCCACAUUUGAAAAGUGCAAGAAAGCGUAUGACAAGGUCGAGAAGGAUGCCGUUGCAGCCAAGGUGGCGUAUGAAAAGAUCGAGAUGAGCGAAGUGGACAAGAAGAAAAAGAUCGACCAGGCGCGUCGCGAAUAUGCGGCCAAGGCUCAGGCCCGCGAGGAUGCCGAGCGACAGCUGUGCGAGGAUUUGGACACUUUCAAUCGCGAACGCACCGUCAUCUACUACUCCCACAUGCCCGCCGUAUUUGACAGUCUCCAAGCCAUGGAUGAGAAUCGGGCCGAGGGUGUGGUCAAUCAAAUCAACCAGACCGUGGCGUGUUUGCGCCAGGCUGCUCAGAGUGAGCUGCGUGCCAUCGAUGGCGUCGAGGGCAGCUGCCGCAAUUUUGACAAGGGAUCAGACGCCGCCAGCUUUGCUGCUGCCGUCAAAACGGGUCAGCCGCAACCCGGUGAUAUUCCCUUUGAUGAAGUUAUGGCCAAUCGUCAAUCCGCAAAAAAGAACUCGCCACGCGUGCAGCGAAAAUUGGAUAAGCGCCCGUCGAUGGUGGAUGGUGACGCCUACGAACCGAGUACACCCAUGGCGGCAUCAACCCCAGCAGCAGCUCCAGCCACGCCGGCGGCACCUGCUGCGCCAGCGCCGCCGCGCAUUCAAAUCAUGUAUGACUUUGCCGGCUCCAAUCAAGGCGAGCUGCCCGUUGUAGCUGGAGAAGUGGUCUUCCUCAUGCAAGAUGACGGCUCCGGCUGGGCCCUUGCGGCCAAGAUUCAACAAGUGCUCGAGCAAGAGCGUCAAAUCGCCAAGAAAUGUCUGGCCGCCAAGGAUCGCGAACGGGCCAAGCUCGUGCUCCGCCGCAAAAAGUAUCAAGAAGCCCUGCUUCAAAAGACAGAGGGCCAGCUUGAUAACCUGGAUGACAUGGUACAGCGCAUCGAGUUUGGUAGCAUUGAGAAGGACGUGAUCAAUGGUCUUGAAGCCGGCAAUGAAGCCCUCAAGGCCUUGCAGGCAGAGCUGGAUAUUGAGCGGGUUGAGCGUGUCAUGGAAGACGCCAGUGAGCUCCAAGCCUGGACCGACCUCAUGGAUGAUGAAGCUCUGCUUCAGGCUGACGAACUGCCAUCUGUUCCUACCGCGGAUCCCUCUGCAACGGCAACUGAGACUGCUGCGCAGUCAGAACCUGAAUCAUCGCCGAAGCAAUCCAGCCCUGCUUUGGUCCCUGCUUGA